UUUGUUGAUAAUGGAGACUGGAGAUUUGAAAAUCGAUAUCACUACGAAGACGUACAGUCAAACUCAAACCUCAUCUUUACCCCUGAGCCUCAACAUUGUUUGCAUCAAUCUCUGUCAACAAUUCGAGAGGUUUGUGAUUGACAAAUCCGAUGGAAGCGUCACCUUUACUGGAUUUUAUCCAGCACCUUCUCUCCCUAUCUCUCAAAUUCUUUUGAAUCUCUUAAACUACGAGUUCACUACGUUUCAUAUCUUUCCGCUUCUCAAUUCCCGUCUCCAUGAUCCUUCCUUGUCCGAAUAUAUCGCUGAGGUAAUCGCUGCUCGAGCGAGUCUAAGCGUUGGGAUUUUACAACCGUUGUUCAUGUCCGUUAACGUAGUUUUUACGCAAGAAGUGUUCUCAGUGAUUCCUGUUUCUUGUCUUCCCAAAGAAGAAACUCAAGAAGAAGAGGACGAAUCAACAUGUUCGAUAUGUUUGGAGGAUUUUUUGAACUAUGGCGACAAAGAUGAUAAGAGAAUAAUAAAGUUGCCAAAUUGUUCGCAUCUAUUUCAUAUAGUAUGUAUCUUCGAAUGGUUAAUGAGGUGUAAUUCUUGCCCUCUCUGCCGUCGAAUUAUUAUCGAGGAGAGUCAAUAUACUUGUAUAAUGGAGUCUGAAAUCUGAAUAGUCUAUGCUUUGUGUUCUAAUGUAUUGCAAUUGAAAUUGUUUUUGCUGCAGGACAUGUAAUGAAACUAUUUAGAUUCGUAAAGUUUGUUGUUUUAGUAAAAACAUAAUGAAAACUCUGCUCACAUUAUAAAGUCUUCUUCUUUUCAUGUUACUCAUAAAUUAGAGAAAAUAACAUCCAGUGCAGGUUUAGACAAACAACAUUACCAAGAUAAAAAAAAGUUCGAAUAUUGUACAUCUUACUAAUAUCAUUGAUAGCCUGAAGAAGCUGUGCCAGUGUUGCCCCGAGCUGGGCUAGGGCUGUGACUUGAGUUUGGGUUUGGGUAAAUGGGCAUUCGAAUGUGACUAUUAAUGAUACACUUGCAAAAAAAAUGUUGUUUGGAAGAUAUUUUUACAGAAACCCAUUAUAAUAAAUAACAUCAACAGUCGAUUGUCUCUUUGUACCUCAUCAUCUUCUUUUGACGAUUUCAUAUCUCUUGUUUCUCUGCUUUGAUUUGCUGACAAUGGAGGCUGGUAUUUAAGCAGCUCCUCUUACCGUCAGUCAAAUCCUUUUCAAAUAUAUUUGACCAUGAAUUCACUCUGGUGCAUCUCUUUCUGCUCAUCAAUUACCGUCUCCAAGAUUCUCCCUUGUCCCCAAUGUAUCGCUGAGAUUAUUGCUGCUCAAGCGGUUCGAAACAUUGGAACGUUGGGG
Molecule: messenger RNA, 1346 nt
Organism: Arabidopsis lyrata subsp. lyrata
Lineage: Eukaryota; Viridiplantae; Streptophyta; Magnoliopsida; Brassicales; Brassicaceae
Product: NEP1-interacting protein 1
Exons: 1
Coding region: 11-655 (214 amino acids)
Biological process (GO): protein ubiquitination
Source: RefSeq, a predicted model, not a curated record